AUGCAGAUUGGCCAAACACGAAUGCGUAGCUCGAGUGUGGCAGAAGUUGACACUAAGAUCAGUCCAAUCCAAGAACAAGCCAACUGGAUUGCGCUCGAAAAUACCAAAACCAAGGAUAUGAUCUCCUUGGGCUCCACAAACCCAGAACACAAGGACUACUUCGAGAUUAUCACGAAUACACCGCUCCCAUCUCCAUUCCCUCCUGCUUCUUUGUACCGUGAUACGGUCCAGCUAAUUAGAGAUAGAGAGAUUGCGCUGGCCACAGGACGUGCAGACACCGACGAGAAGAAAAGAAAAGACAAAGUCUCCGGUCUUAAUUCUGUUUGGUUUUGCGGACGUGUCUUCUACAUUUUGGGCAUCAAGGUCGAGCCAGUCAAGACAAUGAUGACGGGCGAUGCAUAUGACUUGCAGCUUUUGGUCGGCUACUACCACUCUUUCUACCCGCGAACCAACGAUGAAGGGGUCGAGCUACCCCUGGAGGAUGGCAAGUUUCAAUAG
Molecule: messenger RNA, 498 nt
Organism: Aspergillus mulundensis
Lineage: Eukaryota; Fungi; Ascomycota; Eurotiomycetes; Eurotiales; Aspergillaceae
Exons: 4
Coding region: 1-498 (165 amino acids)
Source: RefSeq, a predicted model, not a curated record